This is a messenger RNA of Botrytis deweyae, 813 nucleotides long. RefSeq lists its product as uncharacterized. The transcript is spliced from 9 exons. The coding region runs from base 1 to 735 and encodes 244 amino acids. The record is from RefSeq and is a predicted model, not a curated record. NCBI's taxonomy places the organism in Eukaryota, Fungi, Ascomycota, Leotiomycetes, Helotiales, Sclerotiniaceae.
AUGCUUUUCUCAAGAGACUUCAUCAUGCUUUUGGCAUUCGCCGCCGCUGGCGCUGUCGCUGCACCUGUUGCAGAGCCUCAACCAGAAGCCAAAGCUGAUGCUUCCCCAGCGGACUAUGGUGACUAUGGUGAUUACGGAAACUAUGGAACAUACGAGAAAUACCCAUCCUCUUCCUCCGUUACACCUACACCAACACCAACACCAACUGGAUAUGGUAGCUAUGCCAGCUACGGUACCUACAAGAACAAGAAAGUCAGAGAAGCCGCACCAGAGCCUGCCCCAGUAGCAAAGCGUGCUGACUAUGGAAACUAUGGAGACUAUGGUGACUACGGAAACUACGGUAACUACGAAAACUAUCCUUCCGCCACCUCUUCCACCACCUCUUCCGCCACCCCUUCAAGCUCCUCAUCAAGCUCCUCAUCAGCUACACCUACUCCAACUCCAACCGGUUAUGGCUCAUACGCAAACUACGGAGCAUACAAGAACAAGAAAGCACGUGCUCCAGAAGCCAAUCCAGAAGAUUAUGGAAACUAUGGUGACUACGGUGACUAUGGUGACUACGGCAACUACGGUAACUACGAAAACUACCCCUCCGCCUCCACCUCCUCCACCUCCUCCACCUCUUCCACCACCGUCACCCCAACCCCAACUCCCACCCCAACCGGCUACACAAACUACGGUUCCUACGGUACCUACAACAACUACAAGCGCGAAGCCGAUAACGCCUUAGCUUAAGCCGAUGAAUCUUUUGACGAAUUUUAUUUUGUAAUUACAACACUCCUUUAUGACUGAAUGAUAUACGCCCCUUUAAAU